This is a messenger RNA of Vitrella brassicaformis, 893 nucleotides long. The record is from the annotation of a GenBank genome assembly. Lineage: Eukaryota; Vitrellaceae.
GUCAGUCACAGCAAUGCACAGUUAUUUUCACUGCCCGAUGUCUUCCUCAAUGCCCUGGAGGCGUCUCUGCAGUGCCAGUAUCGACUGCUGUAGGGUGGCCUGCAAGACAAAAAGAGAGAACUCCCAUCCGCCAACCAUGCCCUCCCUCCCAUUCCGAUCAUCCUCAGGAUACUUACGUUCUCAUUUCUGAGUGUCUUGAGCUGCUCAUGGAGCUUCAGAUUCUCCUGUCAUUGGUCCCCAGACACACCACAGCAGUGGAUAGAUGACAGACAGCAGCAGUCGAUGAAUGAAUCCCCCAGCCCCUUCGACUCGUUGACUGACAUACUUACGUUUCUCUGUGCGACGAAGAACUUCUUGAGUUCGCCCUUGCUGUUGUCGAAGUGCUCCAAUACCUGCACACAGAUGCAUCCGCAGCGAAAAUGGAUGGACACGAAGAAGGCCAGCUCAUGACAGGGCUUCUCUGACCUCUUCUUUCAGCUUCUCGAGCAUCUCUGCCACGUUGGUAUCGCCAUGCAUGCCCUUGACCAUGCGCAGCCCCUCGAGCUCCCGCUGGGCUUUCCUCAGGUCGUUUUCGAUGAGGGCCUCCAGCUCACGAAUCCGCUGCUUCAAGCCGCUGCCUGUCGUAGGGGUCAUCAGGGUCUGACGCUCACGAGUAGCGGUGUCCAUCGGGGCGGCCUCGGAAGCCAUCCUGCAACGAACAAACAGUGGAUCGAGAGUGGGGGAGGGUAAACGGUUGCUGCCUUACCUUGGGGGAGAGCAAUCACUAGCAGGAAGCAGAAAUGUGCAAGCUUGUGGGGGCAGAGUUGGGGCGAUGUUGCGCGCUCAAAAGAUGGUGCAUGUGAUUUUUGAGCGGCGCACGUAAUCGACAGAACCCAACAGGAGGAUUCUAUCAU